Molecule: messenger RNA, 4580 nt
Organism: Gadus chalcogrammus (walleye pollock)
Lineage: Eukaryota; Metazoa; Chordata; Actinopteri; Gadiformes; Gadidae
Gene: fgfr3
Product: fibroblast growth factor receptor 3
Exons: 12
Coding region: 81-1619 (512 amino acids)
Biological process (GO): cell surface receptor protein tyrosine kinase signaling pathway; multicellular organism development; positive regulation of kinase activity
Cellular component (GO): signaling receptor complex
Molecular function (GO): fibroblast growth factor receptor activity; ATP binding; fibroblast growth factor binding
Source: RefSeq, a predicted model, not a curated record
GCUCGUCCUCCUCAACGUGUCGCUGGAGGACAGCGGCCGCUACUGGUGCCGCGCCUCCAACUUUGUAGGAAAGUCUGAAAAUGCUUUCUGGCUCAAAGUGUUCCCCAAAGGUGACCACCAAGACCGCUGGUAUUAACACCACUGACAGGGAGCUGGAGGUUCUGGUGCUGCUCAACGUCUCCCUGGAGGACGCCGGGGAGUACACGUGUCUGGCUGGGAACUCUAUCGGUUUUACUUACCACUCCGCUUGGCUCACGGUUCUCUCAGACCUGGAGCAGGACAAGGAGGACGACUACGCCGACAUUCUCAUCUGGGUGACGGGCUGCGUGCUCUUCAUCCUCACCAUCGUCAUCAUCGUCUUGUGCCGCAUGAGGAUGACCACACAGAAGACCCUUCCCUCGCCCCACGUGCACAAACUCUCCAAAUUCCCCCUCAAGAAACAGCAGGUAUCCUUGGAUUCCAACUCCUCCAUGAACUCCAACACGCCAUUGGUCAGGAUCGCCCGCCUAUCAUCCAGCGACGGACCAAUGCUGGCCAACGUGCUGGAGCUGGAGCUGCCCUCGGACCCCAAGUGGGAGUUCUCCCGAACCCGGCUGACCCUGGGGAAGCCUCUGGGCGAAGGCUGCUUUGGUCAGGUGGUGAUGGCCGAGGCCAUCGGAGUGGACAAGGACAAACCCAACAAACCUCUGACCGUGGCCGUCAAAAUGCUGAAAGACGAUGCUACCGAUAAGGAUCUGUCUGACCUGGUGUCGGAGAUGGAGAUGAUGAAGAUGAUCGGCAAACACAAGAACAUCAUCAACCUGCUGGGAGCCUGCACUCAGGACGGUCCUCUCUACGUCCUGGUGGAGUACGCGUCCAAGGGGAACCUCCGGGAGUACUUGCGGGCCCGGCGCCCCCCCGGCACAGACUACUCCUUCACCACCUGCAAGAUCCCCGAGGAGCAGCUCACCUUCAAGCACCUGGUGUCCUCUGCCUACCAGGUGGCCCGCGGCAUGGAGUACCUGGCCUCGCAGAAGUGUAUCCACAGAGACCUGGCCGCCCGGAACGUUCUGGUUACCGAUGACAAUGUGAUGAAGAUCGCAGACUUCGGCCUCGCCAGAGACGUGCACAACAUAGACUACUACAAGAAGACCACCAACGGCCGUCUGCCGGUGAAGUGGAUGGCUCCGGAGGCGCUGUUCGACCGGGUCUACACGCACCAGAGCGACGUGUGGUCGUACGGCGUGCUGCUGUGGGAGAUAUUCACGCUGGGGGGGUCUCCGUACCCGGGGAUCCCGGUGGAGGAGCUCUUCAAGCUGCUGAAGGAGGGCCAUCGCAUGGACAAACCGGCCAACUGCACCCAUGAACUGUACAUGAUCAUGAGGGAGUGCUGGCAUGCGGUUCCAUCCCAGAGACCGACGUUCAGACAACUGGUUGAGGACCAUGACCGAGUCCUGUCCAUGACGUCCACCGACGAGUACCUGGACCUAUCGGUGAGCUUCGAGCAGUACUCGCCGACGGGGCGCGACAGCGACAGCGCCUGCUCCUCCGGAGACGACUCGGUGUUCGCCCACGACCCCCCGCCUCAAGAGCCCUGCCCCCCCGCCUCACCGCCUAGCAACGCUGUCAUCAGGACUUAAGCCCCGCCCCUUACCCAGUCACGCUGGCACCGCUGGGGCUCCACCUCUUCCUCCACGUCUUCCUCUUCCUCUUCUUCCUCUACAAAGAUGAGAUCUAUUUUUAUACUGGGCCAGUUUUCCAUUAGAGUCUGUGGGAUCCAACCAUUCCAUGGCGAGGUGUGUGCCACUUCCUGUUGAGGAGGAAGUGACCUCACAGCAGGAAAUGAAGACCAUUGGUCAGUUGCUGACCAGUGAUCCUGGGCAUUGAGCUGUGUUUAAUAUGAUAUAUUGGUCAGUACUUCAGUUCAUACGCAUUGAGUAGCGCAAGAUUCCUCCAAUCAGAAGCCCGGACAGUAGAAUCCAGUCUCCGAUGUUUACAACAGACCGGACUCGAGGCGGCUAACUGGGCUAGCAUGCGUUCAGAAGAACAUUACCAAAUACCAUCAAACCAUCUGUGAACUUCAUGGAAGAACCUUUCAGGGCUGUACGUAAAAGCUAUGGUUUGAGUUUUUGUAUCUAGAAAUGGAUUUUAUUGUAAAUAUAUAAAUGCAAGGAUGCAUCAUAUUGCUUUUCACAGAAAUGUACUUAAAACGUAAAAAACACAUUGUCUAGAAUUCUAGAACACACUGUCACGGGAGACAUGUAAUCCUUUUAAGUCACGCAAAAAGUUUAUUUGAAUAAUUAACGUGUAUAUUUGUAAAGGUAUUUAUAGACUUGACAUGUUUGAAAGAUCUAGUUUAGAAUUUAGAUACUGUAAGCAAAGAUUUGUUUUUCUUUUUUUAUAACUUAUUUUACAGUAGAACUGCAAGUCUUCAGAUUUAACAUUUGUCUGUUUUUGUUUGUUUAUUGUCAAGAAAAAUAGAAUGUAUGAUAUGUAUACAAAGAGGAUGUUCACAUACCGUCUGGCUGUCCUCCAAGGUAGACGCUCCAAAUGAUUAUUUUUCCACCGUAAAGUUUUCACUUUAGCAAUGUCAACUCUAAGCUGAUAUCUGGCAGGGCAGGUCCUCCUGCUGCCAUUGAGGCCUUCCUGUCUCCACCAAGUGCUCCAUCCAUCCCUACAGUGUGGUCUCUUCAACAGGGUAUAUGAUUCAAAGGGUGGUGGAUCCACUUCAUCCUAACAGAGUGGUGUCUUUAACAGGGUAGUUGUGGCUGGCCAGUGAAGGGUUGUGUCUUCAACAGGGUAGACGUCAUUGGCCUGUGAGGUCAGUGACGUUCGGGCUUCCAGAGAGAAAGCUGUCAUUGUCGGAUAGCACUUCAGCGAGCCUUAGGCCGCUGUGGUCGUUAGUUAAUAGAGUAUCCUACAUGUCUUAACAGAAGGCUGCACGGUUUAUUCUCACCUUAGCCAAAUGUAGGCUGGGUUCUUCCACAUUAUAAAUGUCUUCCUCACAAAAGAUAAUUUGUUCACCAAACGUGUUGUUAGUUGUCACGUGGCUAGCUUGAAGUUGUAGAAAAGGAGAACAUUCUAGAAGCUACGGGACACAAGAUGUCUCCACCUUUGUGUAGCAGAACGUCAGUAGGGGUGAAGAAGCUAGGAGUGCUAACUGUACGCCCUGGGGGUGAACUGGGGACAGGGGUAUUAUUCAAAUGAAGGAUCGCUGUUAUUUCACAGCAAAUAAAGAGUAAGGAUUUUAUGAAAGCAGAAUCUGAAACAUGUAUCAUGUGGAUGUAAGGCUUUCUCAUGUUGAGUUUGUUGAACCAAGUGCCAAAUUAGUCUUAGUGUUUCUGUUUCUUUAGCAUCUUCUACCGGUUGGUCAGAAUAGAAAUCCUGGGGGUUUGUGAUGGCUAAGCAACAUCACACCUUUAAUUCAAUCACACUUCAGAUGGCAGAUUCUAAUGAUGAACCAUUAGCUAAUAUGGAUAAUUAGAGGACGGAAGGUUUAGGAGGCAGGCAGACUGGAUGAGUUUCGGUCCCCAGACUAUGAAGUGCCUGUACAGUAGAACGGGGAGAUAGCCGACACUGUCAUUGUGUUCUGUGCUGAAUGUACGAUCAGAGCAGACAGCUUUAAUCACGAUAAGAACUCUUUUGCUUUAGCGACGAGAUGGUAGAAAAGACGCUGGUCUGUCUCUCUGUCUCUCUUUCUGUCUGUCCGUCUCUCUAUAUGUCUGUCUCCCUCUCUGUCCGUCUCCCUCCCUCUCUGUCUGUCUGUCUGUCUGUCUGUCUGUCUGUCUGUCUGUCUGUCUGUCUGUCUGUCUGUCUGUCUGUCUGUCUGUCUGUCUGUCUGUCUGUCUGUCUGUCUGUCUGUCUGUCUGUCUGUCUGUCUGUCUGUCUGUCUGUCUGUCUGUCUGUCUGUCUGUCUGUCUGUCUGUCUCUCUGUCUGUCUGUCUCCUGGGGUUUAUGUUUAGGUGAGGUCAUGUUAAUUACAUCCAGUUACUUCAGGUCGACACUUGUGAUGAAAUGUUUUAGGAAAGUCCAAAGUCUACGUAAGAAGAUGAGUUUAGGUGGAUCUUACUGGUUUAUGGACUGGUUAAACCAUCAGCAGCUUACUGGUUAAUGGACUGGUAAACUAUCAGCAGCUUACUGGUUUAUGGACUGGUUAAACCAUCAGCAGCUUACUGGUUAAUGGACUGGUAAACCAUCAUAAACGUACUGGUUAAUGGACUGGUUAAACCAUUAGCAGCUUACUGGUUAAUGGACUGGUAAACCAUCACUACCAUUUGGUUUCAGUUUGCUUUUGAAUCUUAGAUCAUGUUUUGUUUAUUUUAUGUCGUUGCAGGUACAGCCCCGGCAGAGUUCUUAAUAUUAAUUUAUAGUUGAGAUAAAGUUGUAUGUAGACAUGUUUUUCAGUCUUACAGAGGUGGUGUUCACCACAUGGAGUCUGGACUCGAUCUUUUGUUUCUUUUUUCAUUCCACUUCCAGCUAGUGCAGACUUGAAAUCCAGAACUCUCUCCAUUAUUUGUAUGAUUAUUCUUUUUAUCAGCAAAGACUUUGAUUCGAUUUUAUUUGUCCAGUGUUUCGAAUAAAGCGUUGGAGCGAUGUUCAGC